This is a messenger RNA of Heterostelium album PN500, 840 nucleotides long. RefSeq lists its product as uncharacterized. The record is from RefSeq and is a predicted model, not a curated record. Bases 1 to 840 code for a protein of 279 amino acids. NCBI's taxonomy places the organism in Eukaryota, Evosea, Eumycetozoa, Acytosteliales, Acytosteliaceae. The transcript is spliced from 3 exons.
AUGGACUCUUUUCAUAUAAUUGAGCUUAUAGGCUCAGGUUCCUACGGGUAUGUAUUCAUCAUUAAUAUAAAUAUAGAACAGUCUUUCACACACAACAUUAUGACUGACCGUCAGAUUAUUCAUUAUAAUAAUGAUUACAGCAAAGUAUACAAAGCCAUAAGUCUAAUGACAAAUAAAUUGGUUGCACUUAAAGUGAUAUCCAUCAUGAACACUGAAAAUGGUGUGCCAGUAGAAGUUAAAUACCUAAGCAAACUGAGAGAAUGCAAAAAUAUAGUUCAACUAACAGAUCAUUUCUAUACAAAUGCUCAUCAAUAUUAUUUAAAUCAUCAAAUUGCACAACCAUCGAAUCAACAACAAACAACACAACAACCAAUUCAACAAACAGUUCAACAGCAACAACCAAUACAACAACAACAGCAAAUUAAUAAGAAUAGUGUUCAAUUUCUAACAAAUAACAAUAGUAAUAAUAAUAAUAAUAAUUCGAAUAUUGUCAUUAUAAAUAGUAAUAACAACAACAACAACAAUCAAAGCAAUAAUAAUUCAAUUAAUUUAGAUCAAAGUAAUCAAACUUCACCCAGUGAUAACAAUCAAUCACCAUGUACCGAACCAUCGAGUAGUAGCAGUGGUAGCUCUUACUACUCUGAUUCUUCAUCUUCGCCAGUUAGCAGCUUCAACUCUGACUACUCAUCACCUUUGCUCUACACCACCAAACGUAAACUGAUAGCAUACCAACCACCUUUACAACAACAACAAGAUUAUAAGAGAUCUCGGUCUUAUCAACCACUAUUGUAUCAUACAAUGAUAGGAGGUACGGAAGCAAAUCCUAUUGUUGACUACUAA